Molecule: messenger RNA, 336 nt
Organism: Triticum aestivum (bread wheat)
Lineage: Eukaryota; Viridiplantae; Streptophyta; Magnoliopsida; Poales; Poaceae
Product: cytochrome P450 71A1-like
Exons: 1
Coding region: 1-336 (111 amino acids)
Molecular function (GO): oxidoreductase activity, acting on paired donors, with incorporation or reduction of molecular oxygen; iron ion binding; monooxygenase activity
Source: RefSeq, a predicted model, not a curated record
AUGCUGAUUCACCUUGGCCCCUUGCCCACCCUGGUCGUCUCGUCCGUGAACAUGGCACGCGAGGUGUUGCAGCUGCAGGACCACGCCUUCGCCCGGCCCGCCCUCGCAAUCCCAAGGCGUCUCCUCUACGGCUGCACGGACAUCGCCUUCGCUCCCCACAGCGCCUACUGGCACGGUGUGUGCAAGAUCGUCGUGCCCCACUUGCUGAUCCCUGCCAGGGUGCGCACCUACCGUGGCGUACACGAGGAGGUGGCCGAGGACGGCGUCAUGGUGCGGUCGAGCGAGCUCCUGAGAGGCUUCGCCAAGGACGUGAACGGGCGAAUCGGGCUUGGGUGA